GCAGGGUUGUACAGUGUGUGCCGUCUACACUAGCAGUGAGGAGGGCGUAUACUGACUGACCUUCCUCUUCACGCCUCACACUUCACCUCUGUGCGCGGCAGGAAGGUGGGUCCAAUAGUCGUCCCUCAGUGUCAGCAACUGCAAAGUGUGUGAUGCGACUGACAGUGGCGCUUGCGGUGGUGGUGCUGGCCGGGUCGGCGGCGGCUCAGCUGAACGUAGGUCCCCAAGGAUUGUCUGCACCACCCAUCAACAUAAUCUCCCUCUUCAGGUUUCUGCGAGAUAUGUUCAACCACUUCAUGACCGGCAGUAAUUCGGUGGUUGAAGAGAAGCAGGCCACAGGCGAUGUCGUCCAAACCUUAGAGGACGUAGCGAGGAAGUGUCUUGGAGACGAUCACCCGUGCUGGCCUUGGCUGCUGGAUGACGAUGGCGAGGAUGACAACGAGGAAGGGGAGGAGGAAGACGGGGAGAAUAUAUUCGAUCUUGCUGAAUCCAAAUACGUGGUGACUAAAUGGAUCAUGGCGUACGUGGCCAUCAUCAUUGUGACCAGCGUCCUCACUCUGGCCAUCGGCUACCCUUAUCUCAUUACUGGCCAGACCUUCCGUAGCCUGCACUCUCUGCCCCUCCCCGACCACCAGGACUCACUGCUGCUGCUGACAUGGCUGCUAGGGGAAGCGAGCGGGGACGAAUCUUGUUUGGAGCGAGUCGUCUGCCUCAACCCGGAGAGAUCGGCUCGCUACCUUGCCGUGCCCAACAUCUUCACUUCCUUCUUUUCCAGAUGGGUGCCCGUCCACUACCGCGAGCAGCUGGGGCGCCUCGGGGACGUCACUCAAAACGGACUCAGCCACACCUGCGACCAAUACUUGUGCCCCGUCCUGCCCAACCUGUAGCGCAAACCUCCACUGGUAUCUGUAGCACUCCACUCGAACUGUUAACUCCAUCUGUAAGAGCCAGUAAUACUUAGCCUCCCAUCUGUUCCUGGGGUAUUCCAUUGGUAAUACUUGUAGCCUUUCAGUUGUUUGUAGUCUCCUAUACGUACAUGUAGUCUUCCAUCAGUAAUAACCGCAACCUCGAAACUGUAGGCAAUCUUUCACCGGCACCUUCCUCCCGGGCUAAGUCACCAGAGUUACCAGUCACCAGUAGCGAUGGCCCCUCCCGUACUUUGUCCCGUCUUUUAUCAUCUCCCAGGCUGCCGAUAGUUUUUUCUUCUUCUUCUUCUUUGAUUUACUUCAUCUAGCUAUCAAUAUCUUCUUUUCCUUUUCUUCUGACUUAUCUUUUCCUCUUCUUCUUCUUCUUCUUCUUCUUCUUGUUCUUGUUCUUGUUCUUGUUCUUGUUCUUGUUUUUGUUCUUCUUCUUCUUCUUCUUCUUCUUCUUCUUCUUCUUCUUCUUCUUGUUCUUGUUCUUCUUCUUUGAUUUACUUCAUCUGAAAGCUAUCAAUAUCUUCUUUUCCUUUUUUUUCCGACUUAUCUUCUUAUUACUAUUAUUGUUCUUAUUCUUAUUUUUAUUCUUAUUCUUAUUCUUCUAUUUACUCCACCUGAAAGGCUAUUGAUAUUUUCUUUUCCUUUUCUUCCGACUAAUCUCUUCAUCCAUCCAUCCAUCCAUCCAUCCAUCCAUCCAUCCAUCCAUUCGUGCUGUAUUUCCAUCACGAAUAAACCGUGUAUCGCCAUGCAGGGUGAAUUUCAAGGGUUGCUGCAGCGUGCAUGGGGAGCGAGAAGAAGAGGAAAAUACCGUGUUCUUUUAAGGUUUUGUUCUCUCAUGGGGGCAUCAUUUAAAACAACCGUAAAGAUUAUUAGUUGAGUUCUCAUGACGUGUUUUCUUCUCAUUGGUGGUGUAAGAUCCUUGUUAAACUAUCUCUGGAAUCAUGAGAAAACUUGAAAACGCAAUGAUUUCUAUAAAGUCUUUUAAAAGUAGUCGAUAUAAGGCCGCAAGACGCUUGAGAACACUGAUGUUAUGUUUUGGCGUCAAAUUUUUAAGGAUGUUAUCACUAUUUAAAAAUUCAUUGCCUUUGUGUGGAAACUUUCUUUUAUGAACCCAGAGAACGUGAUGGUAGUGGUAUUUGUGAUCAUGGUGGUGUCUAUCCGUAUACGUAAAGUUAGCAUAGUCGGCUCGAAAUGCUGCUAGUGGUGGUGGUAAUGAUAAUAACAAUGUUCUGAUUAUACCAACGGAGAUGCAGACAGUGAUGAUGAUGCUGAUGCAGUUACCCUGACGAAGACUGACGGUGAUACUAUUACGAUACAGACAAAGGAAGACGUUGACAGUGUUGCAAAUGAUACAAUUAUACUGUACUGAUAGAGGUACUGGCGAUCAUACAAUUAUACUUACUGGCGAAGACGCAGACAUAAUUGAUUAUGGUGACGAAGAUGCUGACGGUGACAGAUUAAUACUGACGAAGAUGCUGACAGUGAUGCAAAUGUUACUUAAACUGACGACGACGCUUACUAUGGCGAAGACGUUGAAAGUGACAUAAUUUUACUGACGGACACGCUAACAGUGAAACUUACGGUUAAAAUGAGUGACAGCAACGCAUUACCACCACCACCAACCACCACCACUACCACCAUCAUCAUCAUCAUUACCACGACUUUCAUAGCGAUCUUGUGAAAUUAUAGUUCCCACACCACUGCAGACGACUUGAAGCAGAAAAUCUUAGUCGAUUACUGGCGACCUCCUUCCCAACGCCUCAUACCCCUUCCCUCUUCCCCUGCCCCCCUUCACCUCGCGUAAUUCUCACACGCCACAUCUUUUACUGAAAAGAUAGUUGUGCAUUUUAUCAUGUAUUAUUUAUUUAUUUAUUCAUUCCUCUAUUUAAUUCCUUGUUGUAUUUUUUAUUGUUAAUUUCUUGUUACUAUUUUUGUUGAGAGAGAGAGAGAGAGAGAGAAAGAGAGAAAGAGAGAGCAUAUCUAGGAAGUGAACGGUAUCUCAGGAGACGAGUAGAGGGUUUCUCCAGGACGCGGCACGGAAGUCACCUGUCAUUAUGUCCACAAAGGAAUCAGGCAAGAGUGAGUCCCCCACCCACCUCACAUCACGUCACCCGCGAUCACUACCUACAUCGUGACGCCUCAGCCCUCACUGCAACUUACACUUCUACUGUGACGAGAGAGAGAGAGAGAGAGAGAGUGAGUGAGAGUGAGUGAGUGAGUGAGUGAGUGAGUGAGUGAGUGAGUGAGUGAGUGAGUGUGUGUGUGUGUGUGUGUGUGUGUGUGUGUGUGUGUGUGUGUGUGUGUGUGUGUGUGUGUGUGUGUGUGUGUGUGUGUUUUUAAUGCUAAAUCAAUUAACAUUUGCCUGUUGUUGCAUGUGAAUUGGCAUUCGUAUUUGUCAUAAGUUGCGUUCACCAUCGGGAGUGAGUUGUUCUCUCAUGUGCCUGACUGGACGAGUAUGUCACGGAAUUGCAUGACGUCACGCACUCCAGGUAUAUACUCAGGAUAAAGGAGGUGGAGGACCAGUGGAGAGGCGUCUGUCACGCACGCCACGCCAGGCUUCCAGUCCCCUGUCUGUACACCGUCUGUGAGUGACUUAGUGAGCGAGUGUAUUCGUACAUAUGAUGCCUCUACUACAGCCUGCCAGCUAAUGCUUACCCUACUCUUAUUGAUUUACGAAGUGAGAAAGGUCGAGUACAUUGCAUAGUAAAGGUCCAUAAUGGAGAUGGAAGUUGUGGUACAGAGCCUUGUUAAAAGUUGAUUUGUUGACCAUACAUGCUGCCGUUUUCAUAAAGAAUUCGGUGCGCUUUUAAAACAUUUUCUUUGUUGUAGAGGGUAUGUACUUAGUGAUGUAGCCAUUGUAAAUUUGUGUGCAUGCAACGUGACUUGUAGUAAAACACACCAUGGCGAACUGGUUGUAAGAAAGUUGUAAGAAAUAUUAUGGGCAUAACACUUCACCUUACUAAAAUUAUUAAAAUUAUUUAUAUACUUAU
Molecule: messenger RNA, 3907 nt
Organism: Portunus trituberculatus (swimming crab)
Lineage: Eukaryota; Metazoa; Arthropoda; Malacostraca; Decapoda; Portunidae
Exons: 7
Coding region: 153-887 (244 amino acids)
Source: RefSeq, a predicted model, not a curated record